AACAAAUCUCCCAUCGCAUUCAUUCUUUCCUUCCUUCCUUCCUCCCGUAGAUAAGCGGUUUCGCUUGUCAUAUAAAACACAGCCCAACCCUCCCUCCCUCUGAUUACCCCUGGUAUAACCAGAGAGAGGACAACCCCAGGGAAGGGAAAAGCAGGAGAGGCAAUCGUCAUUUUGGGUGAUAAUAAUAACUCCCUUCUUUGUUCUCUCAUCAAUAAGCCGCGUUUCACCUCUAAUGAACCCAAAACCGUGUUGAUUUUUUCUCCCAAAGUCUUGAAACCUCUCUCCUUGAUCUCUACAUCCAUCCAUCCCUUUCUUUCUCUUCUGCUUCCAUUUAUCCCUUUCACCACAAUGCCAACCAUCUAAGUUUCUCUGUCAAAUAACUCCGCCGAUUAAUAACGCUCGGUCUUUUUCCGGUUUUGUUUUGGUUUCCCUUCACAAUAAUGCGUUCCAUUUUAUAUGCCGCCGCCGUUUUACUUGUUCAUUUCUUGCUCUCGGCACGGUUUUGUGUUGGGAUUCGGACCAUCAGCGGAGGAGAUGGGUUGGGGUUCGGCUUUUCCGAGGCACCGGAUUACCGUAACGGAGUGGAAUGUCCGGUUUCUGUCAAUACAGAAGUCGUUUCCUCCUGCGAUCCCUCUUUAGUCCAUGUAGCGAUGACUUUAGACUCCGAAUAUUUACGUGGCUCGAUCGCCGCCGUCCACUCCGUCCUCCGCCACGCGUCUUGUCCAGAAAACAUUUUCUUUCACUUCAUAGCCGCCGAGUUCGACCCGGCCAGUCCUAGAGUCUUGAGCAAACUCGUCCGAUCCACGUUCCCUUCACUCAACUUCAAAAUCUAUAUCUUCCGGGAAGACACCGUAAUCAACUUAAUCUCUUCUUCGAUACGGCAAGCCCUCGAGAACCCCCUCAACUACGCUCGAAACUAUCUCGGAGACAUCCUAGAUCUCUGCGUUGACCGAGUCAUUUAUCUCGACUCAGACCUGGUCGUCGUCGACGACAUUCUUAAACUCUGGAACACAACCCUGACAAACUCACGUGUUAUCGGCGCACCCGAAUAUUGCCAUGCCAACUUCACCAAGUAUUUCACGGACGGGUUUUGGUCCGACCCGGUUAUUUCUCGGGUCUUCCAAUCGAGAAAGCCGUGCUAUUUCAACACGGGAGUUAUGGUAAUGGAUUUGGUUCGUUGGAGAGAGGGGAAUUAUAGGAAAAGAAUUGAGAAUUGGAUGGAAAUACAGAGGAAACGAAGGAUUUACGAGUUGGGUUCAUUGCCGCCGUUUCUGCUUGUAUUUGCGGGGAAUGUGGAAGCGAUUGAUCAUAGAUGGAACCAACAUGGGCUUGGCGGGGACAAUGUUAGAGGUUCUUGUCGGUCGUUGCAUCCAGGGGCGGUAAGUUUGUUGCAUUGGAGUGGGAAAGGGAAGCCGUGGGUUAGACUCGAUGCCAGAAAGCCUUGUCCGCUUGAUCAUCUUUGGGAACCGUACGAUCUUUACAAGGGGAAUUUAGUCAAAGAUCAGUCUUCUUCUUAUUCUUCUUCUACUGGUUCUUCAAUAUUCUUGGGGUUUUCCAGUUAUUUGUUAUAAUUCUUUUUCUUUUUUGUUUUACAUUGUUACAAAACGAUGAUGAUUCUUUGAUAGAGUUGUGUACAGAUUGAUUUUUUUUUUGUUAUUUCUUGGGAUUUAUUUUUGUGAUUUACAUAUGGGAUUAUCAAUACCUUUCAUCAGAGGGGGUUCCAUACUUUGGAACAAUUUUGGUGGGUUGAUUUCUUUGUAUGUAAUUGAAGAACAUUAUUCAGAAAAAGGAAGAACAUUCGGUUGUUCAUUGUUUCUUUCUUUCA
Molecule: messenger RNA, 1825 nt
Organism: Theobroma cacao (cacao)
Lineage: Eukaryota; Viridiplantae; Streptophyta; Magnoliopsida; Malvales; Malvaceae
Gene: LGT8
Product: glucosyl transferase family 8
Cellular component (GO): Golgi apparatus
Molecular function (GO): glycosyltransferase activity
Source: RefSeq, a predicted model, not a curated record